Cavia porcellus (domestic guinea pig) is the source of this 1892-nucleotide messenger RNA. It is a transcript of the gene Nxph3, whose product is annotated as neurexophilin 3. Bases 292 to 1053 code for a protein of 253 amino acids. The record is from RefSeq and is a predicted model, not a curated record. The transcript has 2 exons. Lineage: Eukaryota; Metazoa; Chordata; Mammalia; Rodentia; Caviidae. Gene Ontology annotation, molecular function: signaling receptor binding.
GCGGAGGGGCGCGGGCGGCAGGGGAGCGGCGGGGCCCCGCGCAGCUGGAGCCCCUCGAGGCGCGCACCUGGGGCCCGAGCGGGAGCCUCGCGUCGCGCGGCCGGGCCGGGGAGGGGGCGGCGGCGGCACCGCCGGACCGAGGGGGCGGGGUCGGUCCUGGGCGAUUGGCGGAGCCGAGGGCCCCGGGGCGCCGGGGACCGAGCAUGGGACGGCGCGCCUGAGGGGACAGCGGGAGCACGCGGCGGGGGACCCCGCCAGGGACGGCGAGGAGGGGACGCGAGCGGGAGGAGGAUGCAGCUGACCCGCUGCUGCUUCGUGUUCCUGGUGCAGGGCAGCCUCUACCUGGUCAUCUGUGGCCAGGACGACGGUCCCCAUGGCUCCGAGGAGCCUGAGCAUGAUGACCAUGAGAGCCAGCCCCGGCCCCGGGUCCCUCGGAAGCGGGGCCACAUCUCGCCAAAGUCCCGUCCCCUGGCCAACGCCACUCUGCUAGGGCUGCUGGCUCCACCUGGGUCCGAAGCUUGGGGUGUCCUCGGGCAGCCCCCCAACCGCCCGAACCACAGCCCCCCACCUUCGGCCAAGGUGAAGAAAAUUUUUGGCUGGGGCGACUUCUACUCCAACAUCAAGACGGUGGCCCUGAACCUGCUGGUCACAGGGAAGAUCGUGGACCACGGCAACGGGACCUUCAGCGUCCACUUCCGCCACAACGCCACGGGCCAGGGCAACAUCUCCAUCAGCCUGGUGCCGCCCAGCAAAGCCGUCGAAUUCCACCAGGAGCAGCAGAUCUUCAUUGAAGCCAAGGCCUCCAAAAUCUUCAACUGCCGCAUGGAGUGGGAGAAGGUGGAGCGGGGCCGCCGGACCUCGCUGUGCACUCACGACCCAGCCAAGGUCUGCUCCCGUGACCACUCCCAGAGCUCGGCCACCUGGAGCUGCUCGCAGCCCUUCAAGGUCGUCUGCGUCUACAUCGCCUUCUACAGCACGGACUAUCGGCUGGUCCAGAAGGUGUGCCCAGACUACAACUACCACAGCGACACCCCCUACUACCCUUCGGGCUGACCCCACCCAGGCGGGUGCCAUCGCCUGGACACCCGGCAGGGAGGGGGUGGGAGGGCGCCAGGCAGGGAGAUGCCAGGUGGGCUGAGCCUCAGUGGCAGAGCAGGGGCAGAGUCCCAGCUGGCCUCAGCCCGAGGCUGAGCAGCCCCUAGAAAGUAGGAGCCCUGGGUGGAAGACAGGGUUCUCCCAGCCUCCUCCUGGAGUCGCCCUGGGCAGGCAGAUCAUGGUGGCCCCAGGUCAAGUCCCGGAGGAGACCCUGAACCCUUGGCUCCCUACCAGCCCUCCUGAGCGCAGAGGGGGUUUCAGGAGUCAGCAUAGGGUCACGGCUGAGACAGGGCCUCCCAGGGGACCGCGGUGGGCAGCCCCGAGCCCCUUUCCUGCCCCACACUCGUCAUGAGGUGACAUGCUGACCCUUGAGGUCUUUGUUGUGACAAAUUGUCUAUCGGUCUCCAGCCAGGCCACCCCUUCCCACAACCCUCCCUCCCGCUGGCAUUUCUCCCUGCCCUUUUGCUACCACAUCUGUCCUUAGGCCAAGACAGGACAAUGCUGGUCCUCCUAGCACCAAGGCCACGGGUGGACGCCCACCCAGACGCCAUGCAUCCCUCUGCUACCACACCCCCUGCUGAGAGUGGUCCCUCUGUAGUGUGCCUGCCUGUCCGACGGGGGUCCUCCCUCCCUGUCCAGGGGCCACGGAGCUGCCCCGUGAGAUGGCUGGGUCCACUCCCUCGUGUCUGUCUGUGGGUGGGGGAGGGGCGGGAAGUCUUGUGCAGCCACCUGACUGUCCACUUCUGUGUGCAGAAUCUUGUCCUUGGAGCAGGGAAUAAAGCUUUGCCCAGGCCUCA